AUGAACCUGAGAGAUUGUGCAUUGCAAUGGACAGACAUUGAACACAUUGCCUCGGCUGUACAUAACAUGCAUAAACUAACUGAUUUAAUCCUCUCUAAUAACCCGGCACUUGGCGAAUCCACUGAGAAGUGGUCCCGUUACUCGUUAAGAGUGAAGAAAAAGCACACGCUUGACCUGAGCAGUCUCUCACUAACGUGGAAAGAUGUUGGUACGAUUUCCAUUGUGUUAGACCACAUUCCUGCACUGACUGACUUGACCCUUGCUGACAACUGGGGAUUAGGCGUAUCGGCUGAGUUGUGGGCCAAGGAACUCCCGAGAAUGACGCACCUUAAUAAGCUGGACCUAACGUUUUGUCGUUUGACGCCAUCGGACAUUAAACACAUCGCCUCGGCUGUACUUGACAUGCCCAGACUGACUGACUUGACCCUUGGUAACAACUGGUUAUUUACGAGAUCGGAUGAGUUGUGGGCCAAGGAACUGCCGAAUAAGACGCACCUAAUUAGGCUCGACCUGACGAGGUGUUAUUUGACGUCAUCGGACAUUAAACACAUCGCCUCGGCUUUACAUGACAUGCCCAGACGGACUGAAUUGAUCCUCAGUAGCAACUGGGGAUUGGGCGGAGCAGCUAAGUUGUGGGCCAAGGAAUUGCCGAAAAUGACGCACCUAAUUAGGUUGGACCUGACGAGUUGUAAUUUGAUGCCGUCAGACAUUCAACACAUCGCCUCGGCUGUACUUGCCAUGCCCAGACUGACUGACUUGACCCUUGGUGACAACCAGGAAUUGAGCAGAUCGUCUGAGUUGUGGGUCAAGGAACUGCCAAAAAUGACGCACCUAAAUAGGCUGGACCUGUCGUCGUGUCGUUUGACGCUGUGGGACAUUAAACGCAUCAACUCGCCUGUACUUGACAUGCCCAGACUGCUUCACUUGAUUCUUAGUGGCAACUGGAGAUUGAAUAAUCUCAAACAACCAACUGGAACCAUUGCAAACAUCGGCUUAGUCAGCGGGAGCAACAUCCCUACCAUUGUUGGUGCAACUGGAGUGAAUUUCACUAUUAUCAACUACCAGAUGGAGGGACAAGAACCACCUUUAGAUGACAGAACUCUGAGGGAGGUCGCUAAGAGGCUCGGUUGUGCUUGGGUCGCACUGGCAGUUGAGCUGGACUUUACGAUGGUACAGGUUCAGACUAUUGAGAGAAAUCACCAAAACGAUAUCACAAGGCAAGGUCUCGAUAUGCUUGUAACAUGGAAACAGGCCCAGUCCACCAGUGAUGAACAGCAGAGGACCACAUUGUGCACAGCAUUGGAGAAGAUCGGAAGAGCAGAUAUUGUCGGAUUCCUGCAAGGAGUGCCUGCACCCAGACCUCAGCAAAGCCAGCGACCAGACCAAGAACCAAGAGUGGGAGAUCCCUACCAAGAAACUGGUAACAAGACUAGGGACAUUUUGAAGAGAGUUUAUACAACAACAGGCAGUUACGUGCAGUUGUUGCCUGGGGUUGAUAAUGACAAAAUGCACAUACCUGGUAUAUACACUAAAGUACAGUUAGAAACACGGGAAGGGGUAGCAGUUGUCACCGGCCAGAAAGGAGAAACUGUAAACUCAACAGAGUAUGCCAAAAUAUUCAGAUUAAGGACAUUAAGGACAAAAACCGAGGAACUAAUAAAACGCCUCAUUUUCUUUGGCAUGGGAGGUGUCGGGAAGUCAACCAUUUUUGAUAAGAUUGCAUAUGACUGGGCCGAUGAAACAAGCGAAAUCUUGAAGAGGUUUAAGCUUGUCUUUCUUUUAAAGAUGUGUGCUCUGUCGCAAGAAUCCGAUCUUGUUGAUUCCACUUUUGAUCAACUACUAGGAGAAAAGUCAGGAAUUGAAAAAGAUGAGCUUGAUAAAUUCAUCCUGGCCAACCCAAAUGAGGUCUUGAUUCUUUUGGAUGGUUUUGAUGAAAUGAAGACCAAAAAACUUGAUGCAGCCUUGUUCGGUUCUAUCCUAAAAGCACUCAAUAGAACAGUAUACCAGGAAUGUUUCAUCUGUGUCUCAAGCCGCCCCUCUCGUCUUGAGACACUGAUGUCAGAAACACUUGUCCAAAAUCCUUGCACACACGUAGAGGUUCUGGGGUUUACCGACGAGGAUGUUCAUGAAUACGUAAAGAAAUUCUUUGACAAAGAUCCUGAUAGUCGCAAUGCACUAAUCCAAACCAUUGAAAAGUCCAACACGCAGCGUGGUUUUGCAACAAAUCCGUUGUUCCUACUUCUUAUGUGCUUAUUGUGGAGGGAGAAUAAACAACUUCCAGAAACAACUUCACGCCUAUUCAAUGCUGCAGUUGAUCAUAUGUUCACAAGAAAACGUAUCUCUGGAGAAGACGUUUCAAAAACAGUGAUUUCCAUAGGACAAACUGCGCUGCUUGGACUCAUGAGUGCCAACCAGAAAUUCUCAUUCCAAGAAGAUGAGUUUGAACCGAGGGCACUGGACCUGGCUCUAAAAGCGGGUAUCCUAACCAAGCAGAGAGUUAUCAAAAACUGCAAAUCUCACAAUAACAUACAAUUCACGCACAAGACUAUGCAGGAAUACUUUGCAGCGAAAUACUUGCAGAGUGUACAUAGGACUAACCAGGGAUUCGUAAUGCGUUGGGUGUACACAGUUGUACCACUCGGAGAAUUUACAUACAAUUUAAGGCAACUUUGUCAGACAAUUGAGGGAGUCGUUUCAAAUGAGUUUCUCUUUCGUUUUUGUUGCGGUGACAAUGAGAAAUGUAUGACGGACAUCGUAAACUUGCUUGACAGUAAGUUUAAUAAGUAUGAGCCCAAGUACCAAUCAGAUGUAGUACAAGCGAUUAGUCGAAACUGCUUUUUUGAAAGCCAGUCAAGCAAGGCCCCACGGUGUCUCACCAGCGACUCGCAUAUCCCAUCAACUAUCGAUGCGCAUAACACUAAUGACUUCCGCAGUCUUAUGUACCUUCUUGAAAUAAUCUGUAAGUCAGAAAGCCGCAUGGCACAACUGGCACGCGUUGAAACUAUUGAGGUCUCUUCGGUGUCUUCGGUCAGUGAUUUAGCCUUCGUUCUGGGUUACAUGGAAAACCUCAGGAAUCUGAGGCUCUACAGUUGUCCUUUAGUGAACGGUGAUCUUGAGAAAACCCUCUUGUCACUGAAAUGCCUUCCCUUGAUUGAUCUUUGCAUAAAGGGUGGCAAUACAUUGGGUGGUAGAGCUAAAGAAUGGGCCCCUCAUAUUAAACACUUUACAAGCCUCAACAGACUUGAAAUAAGUGACUGCAACCUUCAGAUUACAGACAUUGAACACAUUGCCUCUGCUGCAACUGACAUACCAAACCUGACUGACUUGAACCUGGCUGGCAACACAGCGUUGGGCAAAUCGGUUGAGUUGUGGGCCAAUCAUUUGUCGCGAUUUACGAACAUACAGACGUUGAACCUGAGCAAUUGUACAUUGCAAUGGACAGACAUUGAACACAUUGCCUCGGCUGUAGGUGAUAUGCCCAGACUGACUGACUUGAUCCUCACUGACAACCCGGCACUUGGCGCAUCGACUGAGAAGUGGUCCCGUUAUUUGUUAAGAGUGAAGCAAAAACACACGCUGGACCUGAGCAAUUUCUCACUAACGUGGGAAGAUGUUGGCACAAUUUCCGUUGUGUUAGACAGUAUUCCCAAACUGACCAACUUGAUCCUUUCCGGCAACACAGCGUUGGGCGGAUCGGCUGAGAUGUGGGCCAAUCAUUUGACGCGAUUUACGAACAUAAAGACGCUGAACCUGAGCAAUUGUACAUUGCGAUGGACAGACAUCGAACUCAUUGCCUCGGCUGUAGGUGACAUGCCAAGCGUGACAAACUUGAUCCUCACUGGCAACCCGGCACUUGGCGUAUCGACUGAUAAGUUGUCCCGUUACUUGGUAAGAGUGACGCAAAAACACACGCUGGACCUGAGCAAUUUCUCACUAACGUGGGAAGAUGUUGGCACAAUUUCCGUUGUGUUAGACAGUAUUCCCAAACUGACCAACUUGAUCCUUUCCGGCAACACAGCGUUGGGCGGAUCGGCUGAGAUGUGGGCCAAUCAUUUGACGCGAUUUACGAACAUAAAGACGCUGAACCUGAGCAAUUGUACAUUGCGAUGGACAGACAUUGAACACAUUGCCCCGGCUGUAGGUGACAUGCCCAGACUUACUGACUUGGUCCUCGCUGACAACCCGGCACUUGGCGCAUGGACUGAGAAGUGGUCCCGUUAUUUGUUAAGAGUGAAGCAAAAACACACGCUGGACCUGAGCAAUUUCUCACUAACGUGGGAAGAUGUUGGCACAAUUUUCGUUGUGUUAGACAGUAUUCCCAAACUGACCAACUUGAUCCUUUCCGGCAACACAUCGUUAGGGGGAUCGGCUGAGUUGGAGGCCAAGAGAUUGUCGCGACUUACGAACAUAAAGACGUUGAACCUGAGCAAUUGUACAUUGCAAGGGACUGGCAUUGAACACAUUGCCUCUGCUGCAAUGCCCAGUCUCACUAACUUGAUCCUUGCUGGCAACACAGCGUUGGGCAGAUCGGCUAAAUGGUGGGCCAAGCAUGUGUCGCGAUUUACGAACAUACAGACGUUGAACCUGAGCAAUUGUGCAUUGCAAUGGACAGACAUUCAACGUAUUGCCUCGGUUGUAGGUGACAUGCCCAAACUGACUGACUUGAUCCUCACUGGCAACCCAGCACUUGGCGUAUCGACUGAGAAGUGGUCCCGUUACUUGUUAAGAGUGAAACAAAAGCACACGCUGGACCUGAGACAUUUCUCACUAACGUUGGAAGAUGUUGAUACAAUCUCCGUUGUGUUAGACAAUAUUCCCGCACUAACUAACUUGAUCCUUGCCGGCAACACAGUGUUAGGGGGAUCGACUAAGUUGUGGGUCAAUAAUUUGUCCCGACUUACGAACAUACAGACGUUGAACUUGAGCAAUUGUACAUUGCGAAAGACAGACAUUAAACACAUUGCCUCGGCUGUAGGUGACAUGUCAAGCCUUACUAACUUGAUCCUUGCCGGCAACACAGCGUUGGGUGGAUCAGCUGACAUGUGGAUCAAGAGUUUGUUGCGAAUUAGAAACUUAACUACGUUGAACCUGAGCAGUUGUACAUUGCAAUGGACAGACAUUGAAGACAUUGCCUCGGCUGUAUCCAACCCCUAUGAUUUAGAGGACCUGUUUGGCUUUGAUAGCGGCGAGGCCAGACUGACUGACUUAAUCCUCACUGACAAUCCGGCGCUUGGCGCAUCGACUGAGAAGUGGUCCCGUUGUCUGUUAAGAGUAAGGAAACAACACACGCUGGACCUGAGAAAAUUCUUACUAACGUGGAAAGAUGUUGGUGCGAUUUCCAUUUUGUUAGACCACUUUCCCGAAAUAACUAAGUUGAUCCUUGCCGGCAACACAUCGUUAGGGGGAUCGGCUGAAAUGUGGUCCAAGAAUUUGUUUGAAUUUACGAACAUAAAGACGUUGGACCUAAACCAUUGCUCAUUAACACCGACAGACAUUGAGUGCAUUGCCGCGACUGCAUGUGUCAUGCCCAAUCUGACUGACUUGGCCCUUUCUGACAACAACAGUUUUCACGGAUUGGAUGAGUUGCAGUCCCACUUUCCAUCGCUUAAGAUUCACUAG
Patiria miniata (bat star) is the source of this 5619-nucleotide messenger RNA. RefSeq lists its product as uncharacterized. NCBI's taxonomy places the organism in Eukaryota, Metazoa, Echinodermata, Asteroidea, Valvatida, Asterinidae. The record is from RefSeq and is a predicted model, not a curated record. Gene Ontology annotation, molecular function: protein binding. Gene Ontology annotation, biological process: signal transduction. The transcript is spliced from 4 exons. The coding region runs from base 1 to 5619 and encodes 1872 amino acids.